ACCGGAAGCGUCGACAGGGCGAUUGUUGUUUAGAAACGAUGAAAACGAUGUUUUAAAUGUGGAAUGCAUGAUUGUAACCGCUGGGAGUUUGUGAUAGUGGUCUGCAGCACGGCCAUAACACAGAAAUUCUCCGCUUAAUCAUGGCUGCAGGUUUUUAGUCGUUUUUUUCCUCUUUCUUGGCUCUGUCUUUAGCGCGAGCGGAGUGUUUUCGAGAGCUCAUUAGCUAGCUAAAGCUAAUCGAAUGUAAACAAGCAGAGGAUCAGCUGCUGUGCGAUCGGAGAAAAAAAAGGGUGUUUAAAAAAAGAGGCACUGAUGACAGCGAGUGAUGUGAUUAAUUACAUCUAUUUCACAUUAAAAGCUUGAGUUGGCAUUGUUAUUUAGUGAAGAUAUAAGAUAUUAAGUGUAAUAUCGCCGAGGACACCUCCCUCUAUAUUUGCUAGCUGCAGUAGUUAGACAACUCCUGCAGUUUGGACCCUGUGUUUCUGAUGAAAAAACACUGAAAGCAGCACAGAAACGGGUUUGUGAAAUACUUCGAGCAUUGCACGUCUCUGUCACGUCAAAGAAUGAACUAAAUACAUGAAGAGAUUUUGAGCUACAAGAUCACCCACCUGAUUUCUUGGGGUGUAGAGUUUAAAGCUGUUGAAGGUUGGAGAAGCACAUCUGUCAUGGCCCAUCAGCAGAUGCCCAGCUCGCAGAAGGCCCUAAUGUUGGAGCUCAAGUCUCUCCAGGAGGAACCUGUCGAGGGCUUUCGCAUAACACUGGUGGCAGAAUCGGACCUGUACAACUGGGAGGUGGCCAUAUUCGGACCCCCGAACACACUUUAUGAGGGGGGAUACUUUAAGGCCCAUAUAAAGUUCCCCAUCGACUACCCGUACUCCCCACCAACCUUCCGCUUCCUAACCAAGAUGUGGCACCCGAAUAUUUACGAGAAUGGUGACGUGUGCAUUUCCAUCUUGCAUCCUCCUGUGGAUGACCCUCAGAGUGGAGAGUUACCUUCCGAGAGGUGGAACCCUACACAGAAUGUCAGAACUAUCUUGCUGAGCGUGAUCUCACUGCUGAAUGAGCCUAACACGUUUUCCCCAGCUAACGUGGAUGCUUCGGUCAUGUUCCGCAAAUGGAGGGACAGCAAAGGAAAGGACAAGGAGUACGCCGAGAUCAUCCGGAAGCAGGUGCUGUCGACGAAGGCGGAUGCAGAGCGGGACGGCGUCAAGGUGCCCACCACGCUAGCUGAAUAUUGCAUCCAGACCAAAGUGCCUUCUCACGACAGCAGCUCCGAUUUGCUGUACGAUGACCUCUACGACGACGACAUCGAGGAAGAGGACGAUGACGAUGACGAAGCGGAGGCCGGAGGGCCAGCUGGGGACAUGAGCACAGACUGCUACGGCGAUGAGGAGGACUCUGGGAACGAGGAGUCUUGAUGCCGUGAUGCUCCCCUUCCCCCUUUCCACCGUACUCCACUCUGUGUCUGUUUAAGCUGCUGAUCUUUUUCCAGUUGAUCUGAAACAUCAUUUCUCCCUCCUGCACACGUGCUGCGUGAGGCAGAACCCUGCACUGGGUUUUUCGAGCCCGAAUAAACGAGCCCUGGCAGAGUCUUUCAAGCAAGGACAGCACUCUAACACCACUUUCAUCACACCUUGUGUGAAUUUUUUUUAAUGGAAGAAUAUUUUAAAGGUAGUCCACUAAAGUGUUGAAAUGGUUUCUGAUUGAAAACCUAAAGGAAUAGUUCAGGAACAGAAAUCAAUCCCUCUUUACUGCAGACGUUCUUGAUCAGUGGUUGGGUUUCCCAAAAGCAUCUUAACGCUAAGAGCAUCUUAACUAGGAGAGUGAGUGUUCACUGUGCUGCUCGCUCUACCAUUUAAUGAUCUUUGUGCUCCAGUGCUUUUGGGAAACUCAGGCCAGUUUGGUGUCUGUUUGCCGUUCUUGUUUGGAUUUGGAUCAGAGCUGUUAGGCUAGUGUAUGUAACGUGUACCAAAAGUAAUGGCACACAGACUUGCAGUUGUGAUUUAGGAUAUAGUAUGAUUUUCUGUAAACAUAAACCAAGCUGGUGAUGAACAUCCAUGUUAGAAAACCAGAAAAUAUUUAUUUAUUUAUUUUUAAAGUAUUGGAUAAAAAAAAAAACAACUGGAUCAAGUAUACCAAAUACAGUUCCACUUUAAAAUUUUAUUUUUAUUAUUAUUGAUUACCUGCCCUUUUUUUAAGCUAAGUAAUUUAUUUGAAGGCGCGAUGACGCAUCUUAACGAUUUUAUUUUGAAGUAACUACAUCAGAUUUUGCAUGUGCAUUCAAGGAUUAAGAGUUUACUUAUUAAUUAUAUGUAAAAACUACACACUCAAAUAUCAGACACCAAACAGUCCUUUCUGAUCAACAUUUUGGGUAGAUCAUCAAAAUUCACUUUGAUGAUUUCUCUCUUUUUAAAAUAAGUUGUUUUAUUUUAAUAACCACAGAUCUGUCUCACUUUCCCAGCAUCCAUCUUCCUCAGCCUGCCUCGAAACCUCAGGGCUUUUGGAUACUCGCGCCUCCCAGUCCAGUCCUUUUCAAGCGUCUUUGUCUCUCCGUCAAACUUCCCUAGCGUUCUUUCUGACGUCUCAGUUUUGUUCUGUUCCUGAACUGUCCUUUAGCAAAAGCAGGUGACACGAAUUCGUGCUGUUUUCAUAUUUCUACAAGCUUGAGUGCCACUCCGCUCAGCCACCUGUGUAUGAUGACCGAUGAUAUGAUCUCUGCUUUUAUGUAGUUUUUCCAGGUAAGUAUUUGAGAUGGAAGGAGGAAAUGGUGAAAAAGGGUUUCGCUGCAUGCACCUUUUCCCGAGUCUUUUGAGCCAUUCAGUUCUAGUGUCAAAGGUGGUAAUGAAGUUGUUUUAAGGUGCUACUGCAGUGUAAAGAACCAUCGCAGCAUCAGCAUGGACACCGGGAUCUCAGCUACAGAUGUCCAGAAAUUUGGUAGGCAGACUUUUAUUAUGAUGAAGAUGCUAAGUGAGUACUUUUGACCCUUUUUUUGGGGGGGAAAAAAAAAACAAGUGUUGCCGGUGAUGAUUUAAGAGUGCACAAAUUCUAAGUAUAUGCAUUUAGUUGCACCGUGGAUUGGUUGCACCUAACCGUUGCUGUUUCUUGCGUUUGAUUUUGGAUCAGAGCUGACUUUGACUUUUGUUCCUGUAGUUUGACGAUGAACUUGAUUUUACCAGUUGUUUGGGUCUGGGGUUGGAGAUUACAGACUGCCAAGGACACUUGAUGUCUCGAUGAGCUGUCUUCAGUCCAGACCAAAAGUUUUUGCUUUGUCAGAGCUUUUUUUUUUUUCUCUUUUCUUUUUGGCCACGAGCAUGCAUGUGUGUUUGUUUUAACGUGUUUUCUAUUAUGAAUUUAGGCACAAACCGUGCCCUCAGUGAUGGGCUGGGGCGUCGAAUUUAAUACGCAUGGGGUCUCGGGUACACCCUUGCUGAAUCCCAGCAAAUUAGCCAAGGACGCUGAUGAUCCUGUUCUUAGAAACUGUAAAGAGGAGAUGUGAUAAGUGGAACAACACUUAGCUGGGGUUGGAGCUAACGGACAAACUUUCAUCCUCUUUAUUGUUCUUAGAAUAAAGCGGCAUGAAAAACAAACAUAUUUGUGUUCACAGUGGGAUGAUUGGAGACAGUACAAAAAACAUUGCAAUUUUAAAGAAGGUGAUCUAAAUCCCUGUGAAUCAUCUAAAUGACUUCUCGUACCUUCAGAAACUCCUGACUUGGAUCAGCCAUGGAUCGUCUAUUAUUUGUGUGUCAUGGGUGUGUUUUUUGGAAAUAAUGUUCACCACUGUUAAGGAUCUCUCGUCACACGAUAUGGACAUGAACUCGCAAUCCUUUACCACGCCUUAUUAAGGAUGCUAAAUGAUUUCAUCAUGGUUUGCUUUCAAUUCCUUUUGUUUCUCUUAUUGUAGUGUUGUAACAAGCCGAACCACAUUAAACAAUUAUUCACUUAAGAAAAAAAAA
Neoarius graeffei (lesser salmon catfish) is the source of this 3953-nucleotide messenger RNA. It is a transcript of the gene ube2r2, whose product is annotated as ubiquitin-conjugating enzyme E2R 2. Gene Ontology annotation, molecular function: ubiquitin conjugating enzyme activity. The record is from RefSeq and is a predicted model, not a curated record. Gene Ontology annotation, biological process: ubiquitin-dependent protein catabolic process; protein polyubiquitination. The transcript has 6 exons. The coding region runs from base 666 to 1418 and encodes 250 amino acids. NCBI's taxonomy places the organism in Eukaryota, Metazoa, Chordata, Actinopteri, Siluriformes, Ariidae.